GGGCGGGCUCUCGGACGACUUCUCCUCCGGCUCCUCCUGCUCCUCCGCCCGCUCCUCGACCCGGAGAGUCGUGCGCCAGCGCCCAGGCAGCCUCGCUCACCCCAUCCCAUCCCUCUGGGCUCUCGGAGGGCAGCGCUCCCGAGGUCAGAGUUGCCCGUGCGGUCGGGUGGACGAGCUCCGGCUGCAGCACGGCAACUUUGAAGAGGCGAGCAGCAGUCCCAGCCGCGGCGAUGACUCCCUGGCUCGGGCUCGUCGUACUCCUGGGCAGCUGGAGCCUGGGGCACUGGGGUGCCGAGGCCUGCACAUGCUCGCCCAGCCACCCCCAGGAAGCCUUCUGCAACUCUGACAUAGUGAUCCGGGCCCGAGUGGUGGGGAAGAAGCUGGUGAAGGAGGGGCCCUUUGGCACCCUGGUCUACACCAUCAAGCAGAUGAAGAUGUACCGAGGCUUCAGCAAGAUGCCCCACGUGCAGUACAUCCACACGGAAGCUUCCGAAAGUCUCUGCGGCGUUAAGCUGGAGGUCAACAAGUACCAGUACCUGCUGACAGGCCGUAUCUACGAUGGGAAGGUGUACAUAGGACUGUGCAACUUUGUGGAGCGGUGGGACCAGCUCACCAUCUCCCAGCGCAAGGGGCUGAACUAUCGCUAUCACCUGGGUUGUAACUGCAAGAUCAAGUCCUGCUACUACCUGCCUUGCUUCGCGAGCUCCAAGAAUGAGUGUCUCUGGACCGACAUGCUCUCGAACUUCGGCUACCCUGGCUACCAGUCCAAACACUACGCCUGCAUCCGGCAGAAGGGGGGUUACUGCAGCUGGUACCGAGGAUGGGCCCCCCCGGACAAAAGCAUCAUCAACGCCACCGACCCCUGAGCACCAGACCCUGCCCCAUUUCACCUCCCUCCCUUCCCGCUGAGCUCCCCUUGGACACUAACUCUUCCCAAAUGAUGACAAUGAAAUUAGUGCCUGUUUUCUCGCAAAUUUAGCACUUCGAACACUUAAGGAAAAGUCUGUACUGUCAUGUGGAGUUUAUUUGGAGACAUCCUCCUGGCCCUACCUUACCCCUUCUUUUUGGUUUUGACAUCACCCAUUUCCCCCCGGGAAUUUCUGGUGCCAUGCCAGAGAGAACGAGGAAUGUACACUCCUCUUCUUCGUGAUGACAUAAUCUAUAUUUUUUUAGGAAAACAAAAAUCAAAAAACUGCCCUCUUUGGGCAUGUCAUACCUAUGCCGCAUUCUUCUGCCCCACCUCCGCACCCCCCAGACCCUCCUCCCUUUGCCCUUCUCCUCCACCCCAGCACAGGAAGGACACAGGGAAGGACAGUGCUGAGAGGUUGGCCGUGUGAGGACCAGUCGAGGGUAGCAGAGAGACUCAAGGUAGGUGGGAGAUGGUGCACACUGAGGAGAUGCUAUGGCAUGUCCCAUCCAGGCUGGCUGUCUGGGUCUCUCUCAUGUAAGAGUGGGAAGGGGAAGGAAGAAACUGUAAAAGAGGGUCUGAGACAAUGCAGGAUACACAGUUCCCCCAGCCCAGCGAUACUCGGGUUGACCAGAUGUCUGAAUCUAGAGCAGCCAGCCAGGCCAUAAAAUAGAACUUUUCUAGUCAGUGAAGACUUAAAACAUCUGCCUGAGGUCAGGAGGCAAUUGGCCUGCCUUGUAAACAGCUCAGGUGAAAGACUGAGAUGAAUGUCUUCCGUCUCCCCGCCUCCCCCCAGAUUUCCUCCUGGAAAACUCAUUGGUAGAUUUGGCCAGGAGCUCUUUGCCCUUAAGUAAAUUGGAGAAAUACACACACCAUACACUCUCCACAGCUAUAGCCACGUAGACUCGGGUAGAGAACACUAUUUCCAGAAUCGCAUUUAGCACACCUACGGGGAUACACAUUUGCAUAUACCCACACGGGGACAUGGCUGAACUUUUUACAGGACACAGAAUUCUGUUCAAUGCUGUUAAAUACACCAAUAGUUUAAUCUCUUCUAUUUUGUUGUUGUUGCUUGUUUGAAGAAAAUCGUGACAUUCCAAGUUGACUUUUUUUUUUCAUGUUAAUUAAAAUUUGAGAUUCUGAACA
Molossus molossus (Pallas's mastiff bat) is the source of this 2053-nucleotide messenger RNA. It is a transcript of the gene TIMP3, whose product is annotated as TIMP metallopeptidase inhibitor 3. The record is from RefSeq and is a predicted model, not a curated record. The transcript is spliced from 5 exons. Gene Ontology annotation, cellular component: extracellular matrix. Gene Ontology annotation, biological process: negative regulation of endopeptidase activity; negative regulation of membrane protein ectodomain proteolysis. Gene Ontology annotation, molecular function: protease binding; metalloendopeptidase inhibitor activity. NCBI's taxonomy places the organism in Eukaryota, Metazoa, Chordata, Mammalia, Chiroptera, Molossidae. The coding region runs from base 231 to 866 and encodes 211 amino acids.